AUGGCUCAGCGAUUCUUCGACCGGUUCGCGAAUGCUCCGGAUCGUGGCAAGGAGGAGCACAAAAAUGAAGAACAUGGCCUGUCCGAUUUUCUAUCCAAGUCCCAGCGCGGGGACCUGAUGGUACUGAUCUCGGCUGCUUUGGAGCAGAUGCGGAAAACAAUACUGGAAAGCUUCGAAGCGCUGCCCGUCCCUCCGAAAGAGUCACCAAAGCCGAAGAAUGAAGAUGCUCGAGAUUGGAGUGGGGUCGAGCAUGACGUCCCGUCGAACACAACCGAGGAAGGUGUAAGACGUGCAGUUGGCUUGGAUCCCAGAUCGAGAAAGGCAGCACUGGCGUACUUUGAAGAAUGGCAGAAUUCAGUCUUCUUGCGGGUCGGACAGGUUGUGAACGAACGGGAAGAUUCACAAGAUGGUCAGACUCCUGUCAAGAAGUUUCCCGAGGAUCUUAUAGAGCUAGAAGAAGAGCACUCGAAUCGACUACAGCAAGUAUAUCAACCUCUCGAUAAUUCCCUUCGAGAAGGACCCAAGGCGCAACGGCUACUUAUCUUACGUUCUCUACUACUCUUGCUUCUCGGCUUKGAGCAUUACAAUGCGUACUCGCGAGUGCUUCUACUGCACGUCACCUCUUCAUUGAACCUUCAGACCAGUGACCUCAACGAUAAUGAAGCCAAAAUAGCACGUGGACUACUUGACACCGCAGUAGCCAUGACAGCAGAUGAAGAAGCAAAAAAGAAGGCAGCGGAAAACCAGGAACUCCGAAAAUGGAAGGUUGGCUUUGCGACAGUAGCUGGUGCAGCUCUCAUCGGCAUUACUGGCGGUCUUGCCGCACCCCUGGUAGCAGCCGGACUUGGUACUGUGAUGGGUGGACUAGGUCUUGGAGGGACUAUCGCAGCUUCUUACCUGGGAGCGCUCGCCAGUAGCGGGGUAGUAGUGGGCGGCCUCUUUGGGGCCUACGGUGGGAAAAUGACCGGAAAGAUGAUGGACAGAUAUGCUCGCGAAGUUGAGGACUUUGCUUUCAUACCUCUGCGAGGUAAAAUGACAAAGAAAUUAAAGGAUGAAAAAGAAGCCGCAAAAGAAGACCACCGCCUGAGGGUGACAAUUGGUAUCACAGGCUGGGCCACUGAAGAGAACAAUAUAACUGAACCAUGGCGAGUCAUCGGACCCGAGUCGGAAGUAUUUGCACUCCGAUGGGAAUACGAGGCAUUACUCAAACUUGGAAACUCAAUGCGUGCUCUGGUCGCCACGGCAGCAUGGAAAGUGGCGAGCCAUCAAAUCCUCAUCCGAACCGUCUUUGCGGGCAUCAUGAGCGCGGUAUUUCUGCCCCUGGGUCUCGUGAGACUUGCCAAAAUCGCCGCAAACCCUUUCAGUGUAGCCAUCUCACGAGCCGACAAAGCCGGCGAAGUCCUGGCCGACGCUCUGAUAAACGGAGCACAAGGGAAACGACCCGUGACCUUGAUCGGGUACUCUCUCGGCUCUCGAGUGAUCUAUUCAUGUCUGCAAAGUCUAGCGAAAAGACGAGCCUACGGUCUCAUCGAAUCAGUUGUUCUCAUGGGCUCUCCCGUCCCCGCAGACGCAGCUGAAUGGCACUCCAUGCGUGCCGUAGUCGCCGGUCGACUGGUAAACGUCUACUCAGAGAACGACUCUGUCCUCGCCCUUCUCUACCGCGCCACGCACCUCGAAGUCGACAUCUCAGGCCUCCAGCCCGUCACCGGCGUCCCGAAUCUCGAGAACAUCGACGUUAGCGCUACGGUGUCGGGCCAUCUACGCUAUCAAUUCCUCGUCGGCCAGGUCCUGACAGAUAUCGGAUUCGAGGAGAUUGAUGCAUCCGAACUCGAAAUGGAGAAAUUGGCUCUGUGGAAUCAAGAUGAGCAAAUCGAGCGCGAACAAGCGGAGAACGAAAAACGGAAACCCGCGACAAAAGAAAAAGAAAUCAAACGGAAACCCGUACUACCAGCCCGGCCACCCGCCGAAGCUAAACCAGACGGUUGGCCGUUCGAAGCGUUACCUACCGAGCAAUCUGAGCAAACAUUGACCGUCAAAAACCCCACACCAAUGGAAGAAGAAGAACAACCCUCCCACCACCCUCUCUCCUCCGUACGCAAUCAUCAUAAUGAGGAGAAAGAGGAGGAACACACCUCGGAUGAAUCCGAUCAAGAAGAUCAACUAAACUUCAUAACAAUGAUCGACGAAGAGGACGAGGCGCGUCUGCAUGCGGAAAUUGAACAGAGGACGCAGGAGCAGAUGAUCAGUUGGAGGACGAGGAAGAUGCGUGUUGAUCGGGAUUGA
Talaromyces amestolkiae is the source of this 2283-nucleotide messenger RNA. RefSeq lists its product as uncharacterized. The transcript has a single exon. The record is from RefSeq and is a predicted model, not a curated record. Bases 1 to 2283 code for a protein of 760 amino acids. Lineage: Eukaryota; Fungi; Ascomycota; Eurotiomycetes; Eurotiales; Trichocomaceae.